AUGGAAGAUUUAUCUGUCUACGAUUCAAAGACCAGUGUUAUCGUUGGAGGUACAGGCUUACUAUUCUUAUGUGCUAAUUACAAAAUUUCUACUGAAAUAGAUAAGCCUAAAAUAGAGGAAAAGGCAAAGCUUAAUAUGAGAAGUUCAGGAAGGAGAACACUUGCUGACAUUAGCAAUAUUCCACAGCGAUUUAGUGCUUCUAAUCAAGAUAACAAGCCACAACCAAGUUCGGAUGCUAUAAGAGAGUAUAUCAAGCAGCUCCAAAAGGAAAACGCAGCACUUAUGAAGCUCUUAAUAGACAAAAAUAGAAGCAUCGAACUUGGUGGAGCCGAGGUACAGAAACUGAGAGUUAUCUUGCAGAAGGUGCAGCAGCAGAAUUUGUUACUUGCUCAAUCAAACAGCCAGAUGCUAGUGGAACUAAAUUCAGUCAAGGAGAGGCAAAAAGCUCUGAAACAUGAACUUGGAUGCAAAGAUGGCUUGAUUAUUGCAAAAAAGUUGGAGCCGGAGGGAAAUCCCAAAGCUAGAAUCUUUCAAGCAAAUGAUAGCCAGAAUGAUAAGGUAACUGAACUAGAGGAGACAGAAGCGUGUACAGUAGCGGAAAGCAAUGAUCACAAACGUUAUAAUACCAGCAGAAUGCAGAAAUCCAAAAGUUUAGUCUCAUCUGAUAAAAAGGUUCAGGAUAAUGAAGUCGGUAAAGCCAGAAGGAUCCAAACUAGAAGGCAAUCUUCAAGGCUUAAGCAUGAUGAACCAAAAUCUACCAAAAGCUCCUUCGAAAUAGAAAAUGUUGAUGAUCUUCCACCGUGUUCAUUACUUGAUGAUGAUAAAAGUUGUAACCCAGUGCCCUUGUCAUCUAACAAAGAAGGCAAAUCUCUGGAAGACUACAAGCCUCAAGAACAAAGGAAAACAUCUCUUUCGAGGCCUUUACGUGAAGCAGCCAAGAAAGUUCAGUCUUACAAAGAAAUCAAUGUCAAUGUGAAGAUGCGAAGAAACGAGUGA
Molecule: messenger RNA, 996 nt
Organism: Cynara cardunculus var. scolymus (artichoke)
Lineage: Eukaryota; Viridiplantae; Streptophyta; Magnoliopsida; Asterales; Asteraceae
Product: SHUGOSHIN 1
Exons: 10
Coding region: 1-996 (331 amino acids)
Biological process (GO): meiotic sister chromatid segregation; maintenance of meiotic sister chromatid cohesion
Cellular component (GO): nucleus; chromosome, centromeric region
Source: RefSeq, a predicted model, not a curated record